UGCUUGUCAGUUUUUAUUAUUUUUCUAUGCAUUAAUUUUCCUGAGGAGGAGCCAGCCUGAGUAAUACUGACUGAAGUUGUUACAGGGCUGAGUAAGCCUUCACAAUUAUGAAAUCUGACGACGUAAUCCUGGGGUCCACUGUACUUAUUUAUCAAUGCCUCGGACUUACAGUGGGCUCUCUGACCAGUAUUUAUACCUAAAUAAUGUAUAUUAAAUGAGUGGAUUUCCUCAAUUGAAAAAUAUACCAGAAAUGUUAUAAAUGGUGUAAAGGUGACAUUAAAACAAUAUCAAAGAUGGUUGACACAGAUCUACUACCAUUAUAGUAUGUUCCUCAUUUAGCGACAAAUUUGUUUACCAGCAGGGUCUUAGGUCCCUAUCUCUGUCGUUAUGUGAGGAGAGGUUGUACUCUAGUAAUAAACUAUUUACAAGUUUGUGAUUUGGAAACAGUCAUAUUGAGUUGUUUAGGCAGACAUGAAUUCAACUACAAAAACACUACUUUGUAGUUUAUAUGUGGUUAUGAAUUAUUCAGGAUUUACAGUAUUAGCUUAUGUAGUACAGUAUUUUCAAUAGGUUAAGUCAAGAUGUUUUUCUACUAUGGCUCCUGCUGGUAUAAUUUUUUGAUAUUUCUUGAGUAUUUGUUCGUGGGUUGUCUCAAAAUUCAUGAUAGUAGUUCCUCUGGCAGAAUUUACUUUUAACUGAAGUCUACAUCAGUUGGUAGUGACAAUGUACCUGUAGCCCAACUGAUGCUGGGCAGUAUUGAUAUCUAGGAGUAUGCUGAUCUUGUUGGAUGUACUAUUAACAUGAUAGAUGGACUGAUGGGUGUCAGUCUCCCUCAAUCUCAGUUGAAGACUUUCUUAUUAUUGACCUCAACUAAUGGACAGCCCAGAGUUGUAAUCUGCUCUUUCCUUGAAAGGUUACAUCUGUGCUAAUUUAUCAGCUUUGUCUUGCAUUUGAAGACCAAUAUGAAAUAGAAUCCAGCAAAUUGUUCUAUCUCCAUUGUCUACCAUUUUACCAUACCUGUGUCUGGCAUGAAGUCUUAGAUACAGUUUCUGUGUUCAGCAAGUUCAUUGUUAUAGAUUGCCUACUCUUGAUAUUUAUAUCUUAAUAUUAGUAGGUAAAAUGGUAAUGGUCUUCUUCCUUUCUGCAGAUUCUCUUGCAAAGUAUUUCUUAGCAUCAACCAGUUCAAGGCAAUGUUAUCUUUUAUACAGCUGUGGAGGAAAGGAAUAACUUGCCUAGUGAUGUCCUAGCCAGUUAUUGUAUAUGUUGAUAAUUCUGAGAAUCAUUGCUACCACAGCUCAGAAUAGGCAUCCUAAAUUGGAAAGGAAAUACGUAUAGUGCUUAACUGCCAUUUGCAAGAGGAAAACCCACCACAUGUCUACACCAUUCAAAAUGGUGUCUGAUAUUUCUUUCUCACCCCGUAAAGAGCUACCAAUGGAUAUUGGAGGUUUUUCAAGGUGGAACUGGAUAAGUGAGGCUAGUCUCUUGAUAAGUUUCAUCACCUUAUAGGAACAGCACCAGUACUUCCUCAUCCCCAUGGAUCGUUGAACAGUUGCCAACCGGAAUUGAGGGGAUUGGGUUUUUGAUCCUGCAGCAGUACCAAUGUCCAUGAGGUAGCAGCUGGUCAGCAUUCAGAUGAAUGAGGGAUCAAUAUCUGGUGCAAAAGCUCUCGCUUCACACAGUGUGGGUCUGGGUUUGAUUCCCGGCAAAGGAGUGGAAACAUUGGGUAAUCUAUUCUCAAGUUUGCUGAGACUUUUCUCCUGGAGAUGACUAGGGACUCAGGACUGUAAUCAGGAUCCUCAGUAAGCAAUGCAUUGGAGCAAGCUUUAAAAUAAAAGGUGUACGUACGUCCUGCAGAGACUGGGCCUUUGGAGCAGUUUAGAGUGUACAUCAGCAUCUCUUCAUUCACUCAGUCUGAGAAAGUGUCAGUUUCUGUUGGUCUGUGGGUCAUGUCGUGCCUUGAUUGUCCGUGUGCGUGUUCCCGCAUAGCCAAUCUGGCCGUCUCCCCUGAUGUGCGCGUAGAUGUGCGCCUAGGUCAUACUGACACUGCAUACCAGCCCCUCAGCCGCAUAAAAUCAGAGAGCUUUGCAUUGGAGGUGCGCUCUCCCAGCAUGGUGUCCUUUGAGGCAUCGACGGAGAGCUACGAUGUGUGGAGCCCUCUUGGCUCUGUGUGUGGCGGCAAGGGCACAGUGUGGGUAGCCCGAUACAAACCAUCAAACAACCAUGUUGCUCUCAAGAUCUACGAGUUGGACAAGUGUGAGGAUGAGUUUGAGUUGAUCCAGGUAGCUACGGUACUUCUUUAUCUCCAGCAUUUUAUGAGACAAAAUAAUCAUGAGAUUCGGAUGGUCAAGCAGCUCAGACAUCGAAAUAUCAUCCAGUAUUUGGCCUCCUUUACAUAUUCACAACAACUAUGGAUAGUCAUGCCGUUACUAGGCUACACCUCAGCGUCGCGUCUCGUUGCCACACAUUUCUCUGAAGGUCUUCCAGAGCCUGCACUUGCACUGGUUGUAAAAGACGUGCUGCAAGGACUCUCCUAUCUUCAUUCCAAGCACAUCAUUCACAGGGCGGUGAGAGGAAGUCAUAUAUUAAUAGACAGUAUAGGUCGGGUAGCACUGAGUGGGUUGCGUCACAGCACCUGCAUCAUGGACAGCACCAGACUGCAGAAAACCGUCCAUUGUUAUCCUCCCCAGGCACGCUACAAUCUUAACUGGGCCAGUCCUGAGCUGCUUGCACAGGUGAGGUCUCUUUGUAGCACCAGCACCAGUCUUAUCUCUCUUCCUCUCUUCUUAUCUAUGUUGAAAUGGCAGAGUAUUUUGCCAGUCUUUGUGUUGGCUGUGUAGGCCUGAAGGCUACUG
Messenger RNA from Cherax quadricarinatus, 2852 nucleotides. NCBI's taxonomy places the organism in Eukaryota, Metazoa, Arthropoda, Malacostraca, Decapoda, Parastacidae. The record is from RefSeq and is a predicted model, not a curated record.